AUGAAGUGGCUGGGAGAAUCCAAGAACAUGGUGGUGAAUGGCAGGAGAAGUGGAAGCAAGUUGUCUAAUGACCAUGCGCAGAAUCAGACCAAAUUGCAGCAUGCAGGAAAGGAGAAUCCAAAGACAGGCAAAAAUGGAGUGGAGAGAAGAUCCAGCAGAUGUAGCGGUGCUUCAGGAUUUGAGGGUCAAAGUCGUUAUGUGCCUUCCUCUGGAAUGUCCGCCAAGGAACUGUGUGAAAAUGAUGACCUAGCAACUAGUUUGGUUCUUGAUCCCUAUUUAGGUUUUCAGACACACAAAAUGAAUACUAGAUUUCGACCCAUUAAAGGAAGGCAAGAAGAACUAAAAGAGGUGAUUGAACGUUUCAAGAAAGAUGAGCACUUAGAAAAAGCCUUCAAGUCCUUGACGUCAGGUGACUGGGCCCGGCACUAUUUUCUUAACAAGAACAAAAUGCAGGAAAGGUUGUUCAAGGAACAUGUAUUUAUUUAUUUACGAAUGUUUGCAACUGACAGUGGUUUUGAGAUACUGCCUUGUAAUCGGUAUUCUUCUGAGCAAAAUGGAGCCAAAAUUGUUGCAACUAAAGAAUGGUAA
Mesitornis unicolor (brown roatelo) is the source of this 588-nucleotide messenger RNA. RefSeq names its product histone-lysine N-methyltransferase SUV420H1-like. Gene Ontology annotation, molecular function: histone H4K20 methyltransferase activity. Bases 1 to 588 code for a protein of 195 amino acids. Lineage: Eukaryota; Metazoa; Chordata; Aves; Mesitornithiformes; Mesitornithidae. The record is from RefSeq and is a predicted model, not a curated record. Gene Ontology annotation, cellular component: nucleus. The transcript is spliced from 4 exons.